Symbiodinium natans is the source of this 214-nucleotide messenger RNA. NCBI's taxonomy places the organism in Eukaryota, Dinophyceae, Suessiales, Symbiodiniaceae. The record is from the annotation of a GenBank genome assembly.
AUGAAUCAGCUGCUGCUGAAUAUACAGAAUCUGGAGAAGACUUUGCACCACCACCGCGCGAAUGAAGCCUACAGGGCCUCCGCCGUGACCCAGGUGCAACAAUGGCAAGCGCCAGAUUUUUCGUCUUUUCCAUCGCAUGGUCAUGGUCCCCCACCUGGCCUGGACCGGUCCGACCUCAACUUUCAAGCCGCCCGUGCGUCCCUGGCCAAUGAUG